UCAAUUUCGCUCCUAUCGAUCGAAUCGAAUCGAAUCUCCAACAUGGAAUAAUUGUAUAAAUAGCUCCUCCUCUCGCCACUGCGCCCCCUUCUUAAUCUCUCUCUCACUUCCCCAAAAAGCGAGCGAGGAGGAAAGAGGGCGAAGCAAUUCCGAGCUCUCCUAAGAUGGCAGACGUAGCCAAGGACUUGACUGCCGGAACUGUUGGAGGUGCUGCCCAGCUGAUUGUGGGCCAUCCUUUUGAUACCAUCAAGGUGAAGCUCCAAAGCCAACCAGCUCCACUUCCUGGCCAACUUCCCAAAUACUCUGGUGCCAUGGAUGCGGUUAAGCAAACCCUAGCCGCCGAGGGCCCUAGGGGUUUGUACAAAGGAAUGGGAGCUCCCCUCGCCACUGUCGCGGCCUUCAAUGCCCUUCUUUUUACUGUGAGAGGGCAAAUGGAGGCUUUGUUGAGGUCACAGCCCGGCGCUCCACUCACGGUGAAUCAGCAAGUAGUUUGUGGUGCUGGUGCUGGUGUGGCAGUCUCCUUCCUGGCUUGUCCAACUGAGCUGAUCAAGUGUAGGUUACAGGCCCAGAGCGCCUUAGCCGAGUCCGGCCCAUCUACUGGCGUAGUGAAAUACGGCGGGCCCAUGGACGUGGCCAGGCACGUUCUUAAAUCAGAAGGCGGUCUCCGAGGCCUAUUCAAAGGCCUAGGCCCGACCUUAGCCCGUGAAGUUCCGGGCAACGCCGCCAUGUUCGGCGUCUACGAAGCACUCAAGCAGUACUUUGCUGGGGGCCCGGACACUUCCAAACUUGGAAGGGGUUCUCUCAUUGUUGCCGGAGGCCUUGCCGGCGCAUCAUUCUGGUUCUCAGUGUAUCCAACUGAUGUAGUUAAGAGCGUGAUUCAGGUUGACGAUUACAAGAACCCAAAAUUCUCCGGCUCGAUCAAUGCCUUUAGGAAGAUAUUAACAUCGGAGGGAGUUAAGGGCCUCUAUAGGGGAUUUGGGCCGGCCAUGGCCCGCAGUGUGCCGGCCAAUGCCGCCUGCUUCUUAGCCUAUGAGGUCACAAGGGCGAGUCUAGGGUGACUUGGCCCAGUUCCUCCUCAUUCCUGUGUUUCUUCUUCUUCUUCUUUCCUUUCAUUGUUUCUCAGCAGGGUGAUUCGGUCGACGAUACUGCAUUUCCUUGUCUGAGUAGAUCAUUUGAUUGUUCUGUAAAACUGUUUCUGAUGCACUGAUUUAAAGAAGAAACAAACCUUGAUCCCGCGAACUAUGAGGUGUCCUUUUGUCACAUAUUAA
Messenger RNA from Ananas comosus (pineapple), 1268 nucleotides. RefSeq names its product mitochondrial carnitine/acylcarnitine carrier-like protein. Bases 165 to 1058 code for a protein of 297 amino acids. The transcript is spliced from 3 exons. The record is from RefSeq and is a predicted model, not a curated record. Lineage: Eukaryota; Viridiplantae; Streptophyta; Magnoliopsida; Poales; Bromeliaceae. Gene Ontology annotation, biological process: mitochondrial L-ornithine transmembrane transport. Gene Ontology annotation, molecular function: L-ornithine transmembrane transporter activity.